Acaulospora colombiana is the source of this 834-nucleotide messenger RNA. NCBI's taxonomy places the organism in Eukaryota, Fungi, Glomeromycota, Glomeromycetes, Diversisporales, Acaulosporaceae. The record is from the annotation of a GenBank genome assembly.
AUGGCUCUCUCACUACAGCGUCAAACCGAGCUCCGCAACAUACUGGUACUAGGCCAAACCUACCCUGUUAUCUCCCAAAAAUUAUCCAUCGCACCUUCUACCAUCUCUAAAUACAAAAAAAAAAGACCCGCCGUCGCCUUGUCCACUGUAUCCUAUCUGGACGGGCCGACACAGCACCUGAAGUCAAGCGGCUGCUUGGACUUCGAGUUAGUAAUCAAACAAUCAGAAAUGUCCUCAGAGCAGCCCACCUCCGAGCACGCACUAAAGCAAAGAAGGCCCUACUCACCAUUGGCCACCGAUACUGACACCCCAGAUGACUGGGCACGCAUCAUUUUUUCAGAUGAAAUGAAGAUUAACCGAAUGGGAUCGGAUGGUCGCCGCUAUUGCUGGAAGGCACCCGGGGAGGAGCUCUCGAGGCGUACAGUCCAGGCCACUGUCAAGCAUGGUGGUGGGUCUGUAAUGGUGUGGGGCUCGAUGACGAUGAAAGGAGUGGGGAGAAUGUGUUUCAUUGAUGGAAUUAUGGAUGCGACAAAGUACGUCAAAAUUUUGGACCAGCAUUUGCUCGCUACAGCCCGGGAACAUUCGAUGCACCGUAGUGGGUUCACCUUCCAGCAAGACGGGGACCCAAAGCACACGUCAGCCAAAGCCCGCAACUGGUUUCAAGAUCAUCGUGUCAAUGUCUUGAAGUGGCCAGCGCAGUCCCCAGACCUCAACCCCAUCGAGCACUUGUGGGACCAUCUGAAGCGACGCCUCAACUCUUAUGAGGACCACCCAUCAAGCAUCCAUGAGCUUGAGCGGAGGAUUGAGGUGGAAUGGAAUAAUAUCGAUCCAGAG